Penaeus indicus is the source of this 2162-nucleotide messenger RNA. RefSeq lists its product as uncharacterized. Gene Ontology annotation, cellular component: extracellular region. Gene Ontology annotation, molecular function: chitin binding. The transcript has 12 exons. The coding region runs from base 50 to 1789 and encodes 579 amino acids. NCBI's taxonomy places the organism in Eukaryota, Metazoa, Arthropoda, Malacostraca, Decapoda, Penaeidae. The record is from RefSeq and is a predicted model, not a curated record.
GUUCGCGUGCGCCAUUCUCUGUUCGUCAGCCAAGGAGAUCGCAAGGACGAUGGCGAAGUUGGAGGCAGUAGGAGCAGUGUUGGUCGUGGCAGCGCUGUUUACUGGAGCUUCGGCUGCCGUUCCCGGACCUAAUGACCUUCGUUAUCCUGAUUACAUCGUUAAUCCUCCUGUUCAGUGCUCCGUUGAGGGAUCGUUUCACCAUCCAAGGAACUGCAGUUGGUAUUAUAGAUGCGUAGACAGAAUGAAAAUCGGAUAUUUCCACACCUUUCACUUUGAGUGCGAACCAGGCACGGUCUUCUCCGACGAACUCGACCAGUGCGUGUUUCCCCAUCUGGUUGGACCCCCUUGUGGAACAGCCGGUCAAGGGCCAGUAACCCCAGCAACCCCCCCUCCAACACCGCCCUGCAUUUUCUACGAUCAGGACUGCCGGACUGAGAAGCUGUGUAACCCGUCUGAGGAGAGGGUCUUCUGCGACAGGUGCCGUAGAGGCCUCACGACGGUCUCUGCCGCCGCCUUCUGUGGGGGAGCUGGGUUGGUGUUCGACAAAGGCCUCGGGCGAUGUGUGCCCAUUCCUUCAGAAUCGCGCAAGUGCACGCCCACGACUCCGCCCACGCCCGCGCCCAUCGAGCCCUGCAUUUUCUACGAUCAGGACUGCCGGACUGAGAAGCUGUGUAACCCGUCUGAGGAGAGGGUCUUCUGCGACAGGUGCCGUAGAGGCCUCACGACGGUCUCUGCCGCCGCCUUCUGUGGGGGAGCUGGGUUGGUGUUCGACAAAGGCCUCGGGCGAUGUGUGCCCAUUCCUUCAGAAUCGCGCAAGUGCACGCCCACGACUCCGCCCACGCCCGCGCCCAUCGAGCCCUGCAUUUUCUACGAUCAGGACUGCCGGACUGAGAAGCUGUGUAACCCGUCUGAGGAGAGGGUCUUCUGCGACAGGUGCCGUAGAGGCCUCACGACGGUCUCUGCCGCCGCCUUCUGUGGGGGAGCUGGGUUGGUGUUCGACAAAGGCCUCGGGCGAUGUGUGCCCAUUCCUUCAGAGUCGCGCAAGUGCCCGCCCACGACCACGAACCCGCCCACGACCGGUAUUAGUACAAGUGUCAGCUGUGUGUUCAAUUCCAGCGUCUGCGAGGAACGAGAGCUCUGUCAGCCAAAGGAAACGGUGACGCUGUGUAGACAUUGUUACUUUGGCAGCACACUCAUUGACUACUGUGGACAGAGCAAGGGAAUGAUUUAUGAUUUGGACCUCAAGAAAUGUGUAGCAGAGCCUGACGCAACGCGCGAGUGCCAGGCUAUCCCCCCCACUGGCUCCCCCACUGGCUCCCUCACCUGCUCAUUCGACGACAGCGUUUGCGAGAAGAGGGUGUUGUGUAACCCAUCCGAAACCAGGACGUUAUGCCGUCAGUGCUACAUUGGCGAGACCCUCAUAGACUACUGCGGCCAGAGCAAAGGCCUCAUCUACGACCUGGAUCUCAACCAGUGCGUGGAAGAACCCGGGGAUUCGCGAGUGUGUGGUGCCUCUGUGACUGGGGAAAACACGGUGGAAUGUUCUGAUACGAAUACCCGCCCCGGCCACGAUUGGAUAAAAAGGUUCUUCUGCACUCGAUACAACCUGUGCGGUCCUAAUAACUCCUUCAAGGAGACAGUGAGUCUUUGUACCAACUACUACCAGUGCUACAAGAACACAGAUGGUACGUGGAAUGUGGAAAAGAGGAACUGUGUCGGAAACAAACUGUACAGUUUUGACAGCGAUAGUUGCGAAGACGAACCAUCAGAGGAUCAACUGUGCACUUAAUUAUCUCCAUGAAAGAACCUCAAGCUAACUUAUACUGUUAUCUUUUACGUGAAACUUUCAAAGGAAAAAAAAAGUAAUUUGUUGGUCAUAAUCUUACUUACAAAUCCUCUUCCUUCACCUGUGUUUUGUCCCGUUGCAUUAUAUGAAUAUUUGUGUCCCCAAAUAUUUAUUCAUGAACUCACUUUGUUUUAGAGUUUUAUUUAAUAUUUAUUGUGUACAAAUGGAAGCCUCAUAUGCUCUCAAGAGGAUUCAGACCAUGUUGAUACUUAUAAAUUCAUUUUUGCAUGUCUUUAUUGUUAGAUUUUUAAUAUUGUUGUUACGUAUCUAUAUUGUUACUUAAAAUAAAAGUGCCAAAAUAAAAGUUUCAUAAAUC